GGGCGCGCAGGGCGGCGCCAGCGCAGUCUGCACCAUGGCGUUCCCCGGGCACCCCGGCGCCGGCGGCGGGUACUACCCAGGUGGGUAUGGAGGGGCUCCCGGAGGACCUACAUUCCCUGGACAAACUCAGGACCCGCUGUAUGGUUACUUUGCUGCAGUGGCUGGACAGGAUGGACAAAUAGACGCGGACGAGUUGCAGAGGUGCCUGACGCAGUCCGGCAUUGCUGGAGGGUACAAACCUUUUAACCUGGAGACUUGUCGGCUUAUGGUUUCAAUGCUGGAUAGAGACCUGUCAGGCACAAUGGGUUUCAGUGAGUUUAAGGAACUCUGGUCUGUCCUGAAUGGCUGGAGGCAACACUUCAGCAGUUUCGACAGUGACAGGAGUGGGACAAUAGACCCUCAAGAGCUGCAGAAGGCGCUGACUGCAAUGGGAUUUCGGUUGAGCCCCCAGGCCGUGAAUUCAAUUGCAAAACGAUACAGCACCAACGGGAAGAUCACCUUCGAUGACUACAUCUCCUGCUGCGUCAAGCUGCGCGCGCUCACAGACAACUUUCGACGACGGGAUUCUGGUCAGCAAGGUGUUGUGAAUUUCCCAUAUGAUGAUUUCAUUCAGUGUGUCAUGAGCAUUUAAACUGAGAGGAAGCUGCGGACGCGGAGCCCACAUUCCCGGGGAGUUCUGGCUCGCUCCCGCUGCGUACCUGCAGGAACACACGGGAACUUGCCUGGCCACUUGUCCUUACAGUUGCUGUGAAGGUGUAUUGCUUAAUGUACCUCUGUGGUUUUGUUUUCAGUUUAGAUAAUAAAGUCUGGAAUUUUAUUAAGAUCAGAUCCGUUCUGUUAAACCAUUUAGAAUUUCUUAGAGCCACUGUCCUAUGCUUUAUUUUCUUGCUAAGCCUGUUUUAUGUAAUUUUAAGUAUGCAAAGUGUUGAAGGCGUGUUACAUAUUUUCCACUGUAGGAUACUAAAGCCUUCUCAUCAGACCGCAGCCGUCAUCAUUCCUCUCCUAGAAGAACUGUGCAUGGUAUUGGAAGCUUGGUGUGUGGAGUAUUCUUAUCAUGUAAAAUGCUUUAGACCUGUUGGAUGCAGAAAGCACCAUGGUAAUCCAGGCCAGGGUUCGCCUUCCUGGAAAUGUGGCGCAGGCUUUAAGGCUUCCACAUGUUUUGAUGGCCGUAGUGGACAGGACCAUGAGUGACUAUUUUCUGCCUUUUGAAAACCUAUUGAAUAGUCUGAGUGACAAACACUGUCACCAAGAUCUUGUCAUCAUCCACAUAGACCUUUGUUAACCACACUUAAAACCUUGUACCUUACGUGCUUAACUAUGUAAAGUUAAGAGAAAAAGACUAAGGGACUAUAUGAAAAUUUUGAUUAACUAUGAUUUUUUUUGACUAAUAGAAUUCUAGGUGAUUCAGUUUUCUUUAUGCGUUUUAGUAUUCUCUGGACUUUGUAUAAUGUGUGUUCUCUCUUUAAAAUCAGAUGUUAAUUUUUUUUAAAUACUGAUGCUUUCCGUUUUGAUAUGCCGUGUGUUCACACGUUAACCAGUACGGCAGGAGGUCUGGAAAGAGCACACCCAGACGUGGGCGAGACUGCCUGCCCCUGGGAGGCAGGUCCUGAGUUUGUUUUCUUCCUGCUACUUUCAGAAGGUUCUCUGAUAAGCAGGUAUCACAUUUAUACUGGAAGGCUUUAUAGAAAAAUUGUAAACCAUGAGCUCUUAAGUAAAAUCUGGAUUCUAAUGCUGACUGCACCUCUGAUGAUACGUGGUUUGAUUAUGUCAGAGGAGAUAACUCUUAACGUCCUGGGGUAAAUGUGAAAAUGAAAAAUGUGUUGAUAUAAUAAACACCAGUAAUGUUUCUGUUUUUUACAUUUAAAGCUGGCGUGAUUUGCCGUUUUUGCAAGAGAGCUUAACAGAUAAAACAAUGAAAUUGGUCUGUCUCCCCCCCUGCCAGCAGCAGAAUACCUGUCUGACUUCAGGGCACGGCGUGACAGCUGCCAUUCUGAGGUCAACCAAUGGAAAUAAAAACAUUUCUAAGCAUCUUUA
Artibeus jamaicensis (Jamaican fruit-eating bat) is the source of this 2034-nucleotide messenger RNA. RefSeq names its product sorcin (gene SRI). Bases 35 to 631 code for a protein of 198 amino acids. Lineage: Eukaryota; Metazoa; Chordata; Mammalia; Chiroptera; Phyllostomidae. Gene Ontology annotation, molecular function: calcium ion binding. The record is from RefSeq and is a predicted model, not a curated record. The transcript is spliced from 8 exons.